AGGGCAGCCGCCUGCCGCCGAGCCCCGAGCGCCGCUGCUCGCGGAAACGCUUUCGGCCGGGAGCUGCGGCCGCCGCCAGCAGUUUUCAUGUUUGGGAUUCAGGAGAAUAUUCCGCGCGGGGGGACGACCAUGAAGGAGGAGCCGCUGGGCAGCGGCAUGAACCCGGUGCGCUCGUGGAUGCACACGGCGGGCGUGGUGGACGCCAACACUGCCGCCCAGAGCGGCGUGGGGCUGGCGCGGGCGCACUUCGAGAAGCAGCCGCCUUCCAACCUCCGGAAAUCCAAUUUCUUCCAUUUCGUGCUGGCGCUCUACGACAGGCAGGGGCAGCCGGUGGAGAUUGAAAGGACCGCUUUUGUGGACUUUGUGGAGAAAGAGAAAGAGCCAAACAACGAGAAAACCAACAACGGCAUCCACUACAAACUGCAGUUAUUGUACAGCAACGGAGUCAGAACAGAGCAGGAUCUGUAUGUUCGCCUCAUAGAUUCAAUGACCAAACAGGCCAUCGUCUACGAGGGCCAGGACAAGAACCCGGAGAUGUGCCGCGUGCUGCUGACCCACGAGAUCAUGUGCAGCCGGUGCUGUGACAAGAAAAGUUGUGGCAAUAGAAACGAAACACCCUCAGACCCUGUGAUCAUUGACAGAUUCUUUCUAAAGUUUUUCCUCAAGUGCAAUCAGAACUGUUUGAAGAAUGCAGGCAACCCUCGAGAUAUGCGGCGAUUUCAGGUUGUUGUAUCGACAACGGUCAACGUGGACGGCCACGUGCUGGCCGUGUCAGACAACAUGUUUGUGCACAACAAUUCCAAACACGGGAGGCGGGCCCGCCGCCUAGACCCGUCAGAAGCCACGCCCUGCAUCAAGGCCAUCAGUCCCAGUGAAGGCUGGACCACCGGGGGCGCCACCGUGAUCAUAAUCGGAGACAACUUCUUUGACGGACUCCAGGUUGUGUUCGGCACCAUGUUGGUGUGGAGCGAGCUGAUAACGCCCCACGCCAUCCGAGUGCAGACCCCGCCGCGGCACAUUCCUGGAGUCGUCGAAGUCACCCUCUCCUACAAAUCCAAGCAGUUCUGCAAAGGUGCUCCUGGCCGCUUUGUCUACACCGCCCUUAAUGAACCCACCAUAGAUUACGGCUUUCAGAGGUUGCAGAAAGUGAUCCCAAGACAUCCGGGUGAUCCCGAAAGGUUACCCAAGGAAGUAUUACUGAAGCGGGCAGCAGACCUUGUGGAAGCCUUAUACGGAAUGCCUCACAACAACCAGGAGAUCAUUCUGAAGCGAGCGGCUGACAUCGCUGAGGCUUUGUACAGCGUCCCCCGCAACCACAACCAGAUACCCACCCUGGGCAACACCCCCGCACACACAGGCAUGAUGGGGGUCAACUCCUUCAGCAGCCAGCUAGCUGUCAACGUGUCGGAGACGUCACAAGCCAAUGACCAAGUCGGCUACAGUCGCAAUACAAGCAGCGUGUCCCCGCGAGGAUACGUGCCCAGCAGUACUCCCCAGCAGUCCAAUUACAACACAGUCAGCACUAGCAUGAAUGGAUAUGGAAGUGGCGCCAUGGCCAAUCUAGGGGUCCCUGGCUCGCCUGGAUUUCUUAAUGGCUCCUCCGCUAACUCUCCCUACGGCAUAGUGCCGUCCAGCCCCACCAUGGCAGCCUCUUCGGUCACCCUCCCUUCAAACUGUAGCAGCACACACGGCAUUUUCUCAUUCUCACCUGCCAAUGUCAUCUCCGCAGUGAAACAGAAGAGCGCCUUCGCGCCCGUGGUCCGGCCCCCGGCCUCUCCUCCCCCCUCCUGCACCAGCGCCAACGGGAACGGACUGCAAGCUAUGUCUGGGCUGGUAGUCCCGCCAAUGUGAGGGACUUUUGUUUACCUUCCACAGCACCCAGCAUCAAAGGACGGACUUCAGGGGACACGUUUAGUAUAUUAAGACAUGCUGAUGGAAACAGUAUCUUCAAAAAAAUCAGCAAU
Molecule: messenger RNA, 1964 nt
Organism: Lemur catta (Ring-tailed lemur)
Lineage: Eukaryota; Metazoa; Chordata; Mammalia; Primates; Lemuridae
Gene: EBF3
Product: EBF transcription factor 3
Exons: 16
Coding region: 88-1851 (587 amino acids)
Biological process (GO): regulation of transcription by RNA polymerase II
Molecular function (GO): RNA polymerase II cis-regulatory region sequence-specific DNA binding; DNA-binding transcription factor activity, RNA polymerase II-specific
Source: RefSeq, a predicted model, not a curated record